CCUUUAUUCCUUUUAAACACGUAAUUGAUUUUAUAGUUGGAUAAUAGGUUUACAGAGUUAAAAUUCAAAAUUAUAAAUAUGUGUAAAAUGUAUACAUUCGAAAUGUGUAAAUUAUAUGGAAUGAAAAAGUCUCUCCUUGGCUCCUGUCUGUUAGCUGUCCAGUUUCCCUUCCAAAAGGCAACUACCAGUAUUUCUGGUUUCUCGUAUAUCCUGGAAGUAAGUUCUGUUUUAUGCAUUACAAGCAUAUCAUACACAUAUCCAUGCAUACACUCAUUGAUUCCGCUCAAUGACAGAUUAAGAUUUACUUAGUUCACUCUUCCAUCCGUACUAUUCCCAAUAUUGUAUGACUGUUAUUAUUAUUCUCCAUUGAUUAUCUUUCCAAUAAUAUCAGUAUGCCUUUACUUUUUAUUUCAACAGUAGUAACUUAAUCCCUUUUACGUAGAUGGUAAUAUUAGGAAUUCUACCCAUCCACUUUUCCUCCUUUUCUCUUCCUCCUCUCACUCCUGGCAGCUAUACUCUAUAUUAUUAAGCUUGACAUUCACAUUCUUCUAUAUAACCAUAUUUGAGUCUUCCAUUCUUUGUCUAAGGUUAAUUCUAAAAGCCAAGAAGCAGUAAGUAGUCUUGAUGUUGUUAUGAUUAUGAAAAUACCAAUCACUUCAGGACCAAGUAGUGUGCAUAGAUGAUACUCCUUCCCUAUAGUUACUGAGUUAUAAUCUUGGGCUUCUUAAAAAAAGGAAGUUCCAUGUCAAGGUCAAAUGGUUUCUCUUUUCUUACAUUCCAUCAAUUGCUUAAAAUCAUGUCACAUUUUAGUUUGCUUCGUAUUUAGAUUGUAACUUUCUUAUACAGCCUUUUUUUUUUUUUUUCUUGGAGUUCUAAUUGCCUUUCUUUUUUCUUGUUGACAAAAGAAUGAUGGGCCUUCAGCAUAUCUUCAAGUUUAUCCAGCCUCUCAGUCAUGCUACCUGUUGCCUGGAGUCCAUUUUUCCCCCUAAAGACAUCCCUCCUGGAGCCCUCCAUCCUCCUGCUCCAGUCUGGAGUGGUUCUUUAGGCCUGCUGUACGGCUCUCAGCCUGGGACUUCCCUUCGCUGCCUUCCUGGGUUGGAUCCACUAUUUCCUGGAUCCCAUGUCUUCUUCUUUCUUGGUUUUCUCCCUUAUUUUGCUGGAGUGCAUUAUCAGGUUUGGGAUGUACAUUCCGUUCCUGCAGCUGAACUGCGACCUCCGCAAGACAAAUCUCUUCAGCCACAUGGCCUCCAUGGGUCCCCGGGAGGCAGUGAGUGGCCUGGCACGGAGCCGGGACUACCUGCUGACACUGCGGGAGACGUGGAAGCAGCACACGCGGCAGUUGUACGGGCCGGACGCUAUGCCCACCCACGCCUGCUGCCUGUCCCCCAGUCUCAUCCGCAGCGAGGUGGAGUUCCUCAAGAUGGACUUCAACUGGCGCAUGAAAGAAGUGCUGGUCAGCUCCAUGCUGAGCGCCUAUUAUGUGGCCUUUGUGCCUGUCUGGUUCGUGAAGAACACGCAUUACUAUGACAAGCGCUGGUCCUGUGAGCUCUUCCUGCUGGUGUCCAUCAGCACCUCGGUGAUCCUCAUGCAGCACCUGCUGCCCGCCAGCUACUGCGACCUCCUGCACAAGGCCGCCGCCCACCUGGGCUGCUGGCAGAAGGUGGACCCAGCCCUGUGCUCCAACGUGCUGCAGCACCCGUGGACGGAAGAAUGCAUGUGGCCCCAGGGCGUGCUGGUGAAGCACAGCAAGAACGUUUACAAAGCCGUGGGCCACUACAAUGUGGCCAUUCCCUCCGACGUCUCCCACUUCCGCUUUCACUUCUUUUUCAGCAAACCCCUGCGGAUCCUCAACAUCCUUCUGCUGCUGGAGGGUGCUGUCAUUGUCUACCAGCUGUACUCCUUAAUGUCUUCUGAAAAGUGGCACCAGACGAUCUCCCUGGCACUCAUCCUCUUCAGCAACUACUAUGCCUUCUUCAAGCUGCUGCGGGACCGCUUGGUACUGGGCAAGGCCUACUCCUACUCGGCCAGCCCCCAGAGGGACCUGGACCACCGGUUCUCCUAAGCCCCAGGGUGAUCCCAGGGACAGCAUCCAGGCUUCAGCCUGGGGCUCUCUGGGAAGGGACUGUUGGGGAGGGUUGGGUGAGGGGCAAAAAACCCCACAAAAACAGACAAAAAAAAUUCACCAGAGCUUUGUAUUUUUGUUACAUACUGUUUGUUUCUUUGAUAAUUGAUGUGAUUAUGAGGGGGAAAAAAAGUCCUAUUUU
Lutra lutra (Eurasian river otter) is the source of this 2264-nucleotide messenger RNA. It is a transcript of the gene TMEM39B, whose product is annotated as transmembrane protein 39B. The transcript is spliced from 5 exons. The coding region runs from base 1121 to 2062 and encodes 313 amino acids. The record is from RefSeq and is a predicted model, not a curated record. Gene Ontology annotation, cellular component: membrane. NCBI's taxonomy places the organism in Eukaryota, Metazoa, Chordata, Mammalia, Carnivora, Mustelidae.